Molecule: messenger RNA, 2112 nt
Organism: Trichoderma aggressivum f. europaeum
Lineage: Eukaryota; Fungi; Ascomycota; Sordariomycetes; Hypocreales; Hypocreaceae
Exons: 1
Coding region: 1-2112 (703 amino acids)
Biological process (GO): homophilic cell-cell adhesion
Cellular component (GO): membrane
Molecular function (GO): calcium ion binding
Source: RefSeq, a predicted model, not a curated record
AUGUACGGUUUCCGUGCAAUCAUCUUGGCCCUCGCUGCCACCGCCCCCCUCGCCCAGGGGUCGCGUACCAUCAAGUUUUCUGAGGCUGUUGUGUCUCCUGCGCCGACUGCGGGCCCCGUAGUCGAGGCACGCCAAUGGUCUUCUGGCGAGUGGACUUCCCACGUGUGGACGUCGACUUGGAGCCAUGACGACCAAGACCAGGAACAUGACCAGGAAAAUGACCACGACCAGGAGAAUGACCGCGAUCAGGAAGAUAGCCACGAUCAGGAACACGACCACGAUGAAGACGACGACAACAAAGAAUGGAUUUCUACUGCUGCUGUGACCGCUGCGCCCUCUUUCAAGGGAGCCCAAUGGUCUUCUGGCGAAUGGUCUUCCCACGCAAGGACGUCGACUUGGUCGAAUGAUGACCAGGAAGACCAGGACGAGGACCGGGACAGCGAACGACGGGCUGCUCCUGCUGCUCCUGCCCCGACUGUGCUGGCGGCAAAUCCCAUUGCUGGCUUCUUUAAUAAUAUCAUCAGCCGCUUGAGAGUCCUUGAAGACAGCCUCGCAACAGUCACUGUCACUGUCACUGAUGGUGGUGCUACUAUCACCAAUCCUGGUUCCACCACCACUGCCACUGCUACUGCCACUGCUACUGCCACAGCUACUGCCACCGUUACUGUCACCGAUGGCGGUGCCACUAUCACUGAUCCUGCUGCCACUACCACAGUCACAGUCACAGAUACAGAGGAUUCUACUACCACUGUUACUGUCACUGAUGGUGGUGCUACUAUCACCGAUCCUGCUGCUACCACUACUGUCACUGUUACCGAUCCCCAGGAUCCUGUCACUACCACUACCACUUCUACUGCUACUGUCACGGAUCCCCAGGAUCCUGUUACUGUCACCGUGACUGAUGGCGGUGCCACUAUCACCGAUCCCGCUGCUACCACCACAGUCACUGUUACCGAUCCCCAGGAUCCUGUUACUACCACUACCACUGCCACUGUCACGGAUCAACAGGAUCCUGUUACUGUCACUGUUACUGAUGGUGGUGCCACAAUCACCGAUCCUGGCGCCACCACCACCACUACUGCUACCGUUACGGAUCAACAGGACCCUAUUACUGUCACUGUUACUGAUGGCGGUGCUACUAUCACCGAUCCUGGCGCCACCACCACCACCACCACCACUGCUACCGUUACGGAUCAACAGGACCCUAUUACUGUCACUGUUACUGAUGGCGGUGCUACUAUCACCGAUCCUGCUGCUACUACCACAGUUACUGUUACUGAUCCCCAGGAUCCUGUUACUACCACUACCACUGCCACUGUUACAGAUCAACAGGAUCCUAUUACUGUCACUGUUACUGAUGGUGGUGCUACUAUUACUGAUCCUGCUGUCACUACUACUGUCACAGUCACUGAUACAGAGGAUUCUACUACCACUGCUACUACCACCGUCACCGUCACGGAUGGUGGUGCUACUAUCACCGAUCCUGGUGCCACUACCACUGCCACUGUCACUGCCACUGUCACGGAUACAGAAGAUCCUGUCACUGUCACCGUUACUGAUGGCGGUGCCACUGUCACUGAUCCUGGUGUCACCACCACUGUCACUACCACUGCCACUGUCACGGAUACAGAUGGUCCUGAUGCCACUACCACUGUCACUAUCACAAGUACCCAGGAUCCUAUCACAGUCACAGUCACUCAACCUGGUGACACUGUCACAGUCACUGAGCCUGGUGACACUGUCACAGUCACCGAUCCUGGUACCACAGUUACCGUCACCGAUCCUGGUGUCACUACCACUGUCACUGAUCCUGGUGUCACUACCACUAUCACUGUCACAGACCAGCCUGACGCUAUGACUGCCACUUUCACUAUGACCGCCACUACCACCAUCACCGUUGGUAACUUUGAUGUCAGUGUUGAGGCGACCUCGGCCCCGCCCAUGGCCACGUACUACAAGAGAGGUGAAAACUCGACCAACGAGACAUCUACUAGCUCCCGCUCGCCGCGCCCUACCGUGGUGCCGCCGACUUCUGGCGGUGCUGCGAACGCGGCUGCUCCUGUCAUGGGGGCCGUGGCUGUUUUCGUUGCUGCUUGCGUCUUGGCCAUCUAA